CCUUACUAAAAACUAAAAAGCCAACACCGGAGGGCGGAAGCGUGAAGAAGACUAGAUGCUUUCACACUCCACCACCACCCCCCGCCCAAGCCUUAAUUCUUGCAUCCUCUCUACUCGUGUAGACAGGAACAAUCACCGAAUUUAACACCGGCCACAACCCUACCAGACAGAAGGUAAAUAAGGAUACAAUAGGGACCGAUUCCCAUGAGUAGGGAUGCGAUUAUGAAAGUUUCAGCUGCCUAUCAAACCUAGAUUGCAGGGACAAUUCGGUCGAUUCUGAACUUUCCGGCGGUGGUGAAUGCCGACCGGCGUGACUGCGUGAGGGGCAGCAGGGCCUUUAGUGGACUCAUCUUCUCCACCGUCUUCUUCGAUAGAAUUAAUUAUCCAUCGUGUUGGCUUGCCUUCUAUAAAUUUAAUUUCCACCAUGUUGCUUGUUGUUAAUAUAUUGUUGGCCCAAACUUUUUUUGUACACUAUACACAUUUAUCUAUCUGGCCUGUCAAUAUUUGUCUCUCCCGUUAGAAUUUGAAUUCAGCUCAUUAUUGAGCUAGUGAUGAGUUGUGUGUGCAGUGUAUUAUUUGAGUGUCAAGUCCCUUCUAAUAAAGUCAAAUUCUUCCAUGUUAUAUACCCUGGCUGCACCCUUGUUUGUUCAGUGCCUGAAACACACACCAAAGACUGGCUGAGUGAGAGUUCUUGAGAGGUCCCCUUCUCCUUCUUGGCGAGGUUGAGAGUGUAAGUGUUAGCUCCCUUAGCCUAGAUGUGCACAAGAAGACAACCGAAAAACCGAGCUCCGGAUUGCCUGAGCCGGAAUAAGUCAACAGAAUCGAUUUUGCCGGAUUCCGCCAUCUGGAACGCUCUGCCGCCGUACGCCGCCGUACGCCGCCCAAUGCCAGGUUGGAGCUCGCCGCAGGUCCCUGAAGUUGCCUGGUCGUUCGCACGAGCUCACUGGUCUUCCACCGUGGUCCCUGCUUGUUGAAAUCGAGCUCACCGGAAGCUGAAGCCUCCACCCCUGGAAGUUCAGACGUCUCCUGGAAGCUCGCCGCCGCAGGGAGUUGCAUGCCGAUUUGUUCGUCGCUGGAGCAGCCUACCGUCGUCAUUGCAGGCUACCGUUGCUGCGAAGCUGGAUCUGGUUGUUGGCGUGGACCGGCGCAAAUCGCUAGACGUUGCCAAACUCGUCGGAAGUUGAAGCCCCGCCAUUGCUCUCCGGAAUUUGAGGCUAGAGCCGCGGGUCAUCAAUUGCGAAGGUCACCUGCAAUUUUUGUGGUUCGCAGAAAGGCUGUAGCCGCAGGGACGAAGAGUACUGCUUCCCUGUUUCUUGCUGAAGAAGAAGACUUGACCUGCGCAAAUAGCUGGAUCGAAGCUUGACAUACGAGCUGGGCUGGACCUGGAGGCUUGAUACACCUUGACGGGUUGCUGGAACUGGGCUAUUGGGUGGCUUGGCUGCUCAAUUGCUGGAGUUGGCAGGAAGCUUUGGACUGGACCUACAAGCAGGAGCCGGACCUGGAGCUCCUGGAUCUGCUGGAAGAGCUGCUGGACCAGGAGAGCAUCUGGACCUGGACUGGUGUUUUUUGGUGUGCUAGAGCUGCUGGGUUGCUGUUGGACUACUGGGCUGAAGCUGCUGUUGGGCUGCUGGAGCAGCUAGACCGCCGGUCAACGCCGGUCAACUGCUGGUCAACGCAGGUCAAAGUCAGUCAACAGUCUGAAAAUCCCAAAUUUUUUAAAAUUUGGGUAGGUAAGGUCGAAACCCUCUCCUAGGGUUUCGCUAAGGUAAAUUGGGGAUAAACACCCUAGGUGCACCGGGUGCCUUCGGAUUUAAUUUAUUCCCCCUCCCCGCGGGCCGCCGAUAGAUUGUAUCUCGGCCGCCAACCCCCCAGGUGCGUUUGCUAAACCCUCUCCUUUGUGACAGACUAUUUGAGUUGAUUAAAUUGAAUUGCUAAGUGUUGUUAAUUUCAAUUCUUGUGCGUAGGGGUGGUUUAUUGUGUAGAAAUCAUGUUUUAGGUUUAUUACUGCUUUUUAAAUUGAUUGAAUUAUUGUGUUGUUUGUGCUGAAAAUUUAUUAUUUAUUUGUGCUUAUACGGAAGAACAAGGGGUUUGAAAUUUGAGUUUGGUGCUCAUUAAUACUCCCCGUGUGUUCGUGCUAGUUGCUUCGUAUAUUUGUAGCCUAAUAAAUAUUUAAAUUGUUUUUCAGCAAAAUUCACAUUUUCUUUUGUUGUUUGUUUUUCUUUGUGAAAAUGUCUGCUUAUAAUCAGUAUGGUAUGGCUCCAUUUAAUGGAAAAUCUGAUUUUAGCAUUUGGAAGGAAAAAAUUAAAUGUAUUUUAAUCCAACAAAAAUGUUUUAAAGCAGUUUGCGAAACUUAUUUGAUUUCUGACACAGAAGAUAAAAGGGCUGAAAUGAAUGAAAAUGUUUGUUCUGUGAUUUAUUUGAACUUAUCUGAUUCUGUGAUUAGAAAAGUUGGAAUUUUAGAGAGUGCUAAAAUUCUGUGGAAUAAAUUAGAUGAACUGUAUACUGAAACCUCUCUGCCUAGCCGGAUGUUUUUACUUGAGAAGUUCUUCCAAUUUAGACUAGAUAUGUCUAAGGAUAUUGAGGAAAAUCUAGAUGUCUUUACCAAACUUAUUUCUGAUAUUAAGUUGUGUGGUGAUAAGCAUCUAGAUUAUUAUUCCCCUAUUGCUCUUUUAAAUGCUAUUCCUGAUUCCUUUGGUGAUGUGAAAUCUGCUAUUAAGCAUGGUAGAGAUAAUGUGACUCUUGACAUUGUGGUUAAUGGUCUUAAGAGAAAGGAAUUAGAUUUAAAACAGAUGGGUGAGGGUAGAAAAUCCGAGGAGGUUAUGCAUGUGAGGGGUAGAGAAAAUAAUAGACGACAUAGAUCUAAGUCUAGGUCUAAUUCGAGACGUUGCUAUUAUUGUCAUGAAUCUGGUCAUUUCAUAAGAGACUGUCCUAAAUCUAGGGAAAAUAAGCACAGCGAGCAUGCUAAUUUGACUACUUGUGAAGAUAAUUUAGGUGAUGUUUUUAUGAUGAAAAAUCUAUGUGAUUAUGGCUAUUUGAGUUCUGUUAUAUCUGAUUCUUUGGGUAAAUCAGAUUGGGUGGUAGAUUCUGGUUGUGCUUUUCAUAUGUCCCCUUUGAAAAAUGUUUUUUCAAACUAUAGAGAGAUUGUGCAUGGCUUUGUCUUUAGCAAAUGAGAAGAAAUGCAAUGUGCUAGGAAUAGGAGAUGUAUGACUUAGGUUCUCUUCUGGUUGUGUGCUUACUUUGAAGAAUGUUAGGUAUGUUCCUGAGCUGUGCUGUAAUUUGCUAUCUUGUGCAUCUCUUGAAAAUGAUGGUUUGAAGGGAAAAUGGGGAAAGAGAAUCAUGAAAUUUGUGAAGGGUUGUUUAGUUGUUUUUAAAGCUGAGUUGAAAAAUAACUUGUAUGUGUGUCAUGCUGAACCCGUACUUGAUUCUGUGAAUUGUGUGCAACCCUGUGUGCUAGGAAAACAGUCUAGAGUUAGUUUUCCUAAUCUGCCUAAGUGUGCUGAUGUGCUUGAUUGUAUUCAUGCUGAUUUGUGGGGUCCUUAUAGUGUUUCCACUCAUGCUGGGAAAAAUUAUUUUCUGACGUUGAUUGAUGAUUUUUCAAAAAAGUGUGGGUUUUGUUGAUUGAGAAUAAAUCUGGAAAACUGGAAAACCCUUUUUGAAAAUCCGGUAAGAAAAUAAUGUGUUUAAAGACAAAUUUCAGUUUUGAUUUUUGUGAUGAUCAGCUUGGUGAUUUAUGUGAUACUUGGGGUAUUUCUAUGCAUAAAUCUGUUCCCUCCACACCCCAAUCGGAUGGGGUUGCUGAGAGGAUGGUUAGAACUCUUUUAGAGAGGGUGAGGACUAUGAUAGCAUCAUCUGGGCUCUCUAAAAAGUUUUGGGGGGAAGCUAUUUGUUAUGCUGCUUAUUUGAUUAAUAUGUCCACGUCUGUUCCCUUAGGAGGGAAAUGCCCUGAAUCUGUGUUCACGGGCGAACCACUUAACUUGCCAAAUUUGAGAGUGUUUGCUUGUGCUGCUUAUGUGAAUCGUGAGAAUGAUAAAUCUGAACCAAGUACUAAGGAAUAUGUUUUCUUAGGAUAUCAUGAAUGCAUGAAAGGUUAUAGGCUUUGGUGUAGGAGUGAAACUUGCUUCAAUGUGUUGAUGAGUAGAAAUGUCAUUUUUGUUGAAAAUGAAUUUCCUUGCUUACCUGUUUCUCCUGAUGUUGCUCCAAAUGAGGUGGAGCAUUUGCCUGUUGAAGUUCAUUCUGAUUUACUUGUUGAAACCAAUUUCAAAUUUGUGAAUGAAAAUGUUUUUCAUGGUGAAAAUAAAGAAAAUAAUAUUUCUAUUAAGGUGGAGCAUGAUAUGAAUGUUGUGAGCAAUAUGCUUGAGUGGUGUGAUUGCCAUGUUAUUAGAGAUAGAGACAUUAGGGAGCAUGAGAGAGAUGAUAUGUGCAAAGUGUUUGAAUAUAUUUCCUCUGAGUUUGCUUUAAAUGUGCUUAAUUCUCUUUUAAUUAAAUUCUUUGUGAUGUUUGGUAUGUUAUUUUCUUUGUGUUUUGAAAAUGUGAUACCAUGUGAUUAUGUAAGCUCUACCUUUGCUAGUUAUAAAAUAAUAUUGUUUCUUUUAUUUUUGUUUGUACUUGCCUUAUGUGGUUGUUGGAUUAGUUGGGAUCCCCAACUUCUUCCGGAUGCUUGCUUGUGUGGGCUAUUAACAUACCUUGUGUUUGUUAAUAGCAUUGUGAUGGUUUCGGUUUUGAACUCGAGGACCCUAUGGUAGAGUUAAGUCCUUUAUGGACUCGGCAUGCUUGGUGAUCUUACCCCGAGAGUAUUUGUGUCUCUCUAUUACUUGUAUUGUCUUUGUGAUUAUACUUGUAAUGAUCCGGCAAUGAUGAGUCCGCGGUUUCGUGAUUGUCUAAGUGCACUACCUUGGACCAAAGGUGGAGAUUGUUAAUAUAUUGUUGGCCCAAACGUUUUUUCAUUACUAGAAAUACAACUUACGGUGACACUUAGUUGGUGACACUAUAAUGACACAAACACAUUUAUGACACUUGUAUAUCAGUAAUUAUUCAUACAAUUAUAUCAAGAUAUAACAGUGACACUCCAGCAGCCCAAUUUAUUAUUUAGAUUUAGGUUUUAAGUAGGAAAAAAUGCUCUCUAGAGCGAGACGCUCCGUAAUUUCUCUAGCUUUCUACGAUCUCCUUUGGACCGCCUGAAGCCAAUGCGGCAGAAAUGCCGCCGGCGGAUGGAAUCGGGCCGGAGAGGAUGCAGGCCAAGAUGUCUUUUGCUGUGGUGGUAAGGGAUCCCAUCCCGGGCCAUGGAUUGCACUCGCAAACUUGUUCCUUUUCCGACGCGGCUGAGCUUGGCUCGUAUGGUAGCUUCAGAGGCUUCCCGUCUGUCUCCUUCUCCAACGACGACUUACAGGUUCUCUCCCAUCCUUUCUGAUUCGCUCUCGUUGGUACUUUCCCGUUCGGUCGUCCCCCCAUCCCUACGAUUCGUAAUGCUUUUGAAAAGCCAGGGUUCUGUAACUGGGUUGACCUUGGAUGAGAUUGCCGCUCAAACAUGCGGCGCUGGGAGAAAACGACGUUGGGCCUGGCGAGCUGGGCUUCCGGAAGUAAACCCUAACGGGCUGAACGCCUGGACUGGGCAAUUGAUGGUGACGCGGGCACAACUCCUGGAUGGGCCUUUUGAUGCGACUUGGGCCAUGCUUCUUUCUGCUGCUAGACUGCUUACACGCAGGAAUGCUUUUUUGAUGCAGGGAAGGGUCUUCUAUUUGUUCAUGGACUGCUGGAGUAUAUUGGACUGGACUUUUUGUGAUUUGAGUCGGGACCUGGCCCGUUCCUUUUUGACUUUUUAAAAAAAUCCUCUCUCCCCCGCCACGUGAGGGGCGAAUACGUGAGAAUGGAGAAAAAAGUGUGGUUGUCUUUGAAGAAGCCCACUCGGCUACCUGUAUUGAACCCCCCCAUUCGUUGCCUCCGAGAAACCUCUUGUUCAGGCUUGUGAACAUGCCUCUUAUCAGUCCACUGUCUUGAAAGUUGCUGGUAUUGAACCACCCCCUGCUGUUGCCCUGGAAAUUGCCUUGACAGAUUUUGAAAGUCUCCUUUCUGUUGCUUUUGAUGCCACAAUGAUGCUCCUACGAAUAUACUGAUAACUGAGGUUACAACCGCUAUUGAUGAACCCCCAGUGGCUACCUGUAACAAGGCAGUAAUCGCAGGCGUUGUUCAUCCCCUUUUGUCGGUGCCCGCUAAUUCUAUCUGAGGACAACCAUAUUGCUACUCUUUCUUUUGCAGGUCCUAUUCCUCGUGAUGGAGAUGAACAUCUGGAGGGUUUUACAGAGUUAUAUUAUGGCCAACAUUAGCAAACGAGAAUUCGACGUACUUGAUCUGUCCAGUCAAAAAUUUCUUGAAUGGAAAGUGGAUGCCUUGACACAUUUAAAAGCAAAUGGAUUGGAAGACACCAUUGAAGCCAAUAAUAUGUCAUCUUCGCAAGACAAAGCGAAAGCUAUAAUUUUCCUCUGUCACCACCUCCAUGAAAGUCUCAAAUCUGAAUAUCUUUUGGUUGAUGAUCCAAAAGAAUUAUGGGACAAUUUACAAGAGAGGUAUGACCACCAACAAAAGGUACUUUUACCAAAAGCUCAGUAUGACUCGAUCAAUUUAAGAUUCCAGGACUUUUAAUCUAUCAGUGACUAUAAUUCUGCUAUGUUCCAAAUAACAUCCAAAUUAAAGUUAUGUGGACAAAAAGUCACUGACGCUGAUAUGUUGGAGAAAACUUUUUCUGCUAUGCAUAUCUCUAAUAUGCUGCUACAACAGCAAUAUAGAGAAAAGGGUUUUAAAAAAUACUCUGACUUAAUAUCAGUAUUAUUGGUAGCUGAGCAAAACAAUGACCUUUUGAUGAAAACCCACAAUUUGAGACCCACCGGUUCUAGUCCUUCGAUUUAUGGUCCAUCUGGCCAUAAUUUAGCCACUGAAUCAAAUGCAACACACAGUGGCAGUAGAAGGCAUUUUAAACGUGGACAUUUUAGUGGUCAUAAUAACAAGUCUUACAGAGGAUAUAAACGGGUCGAAAGACCGAAUUACAAGGGCAAGGGCAGACAAAAAGCUCAUCAAAUAAAUCGCCCUACAAAAACCUCGGUAAAGACGACUUGUUAUAAAUGUGGCAUGACGGGGCAGUGGGCUAAUAAAUGUCGCACGGCUAAACAUCUGGUGGAGUUAUUUCAAGCUUCCAUGAAUCUGAACAAAGACAAAAAUGUGGAAGCUAAUUAUGUUAAUGACACAACUCCACCUCUGACAAAAUUUGAUGUGUCCGACUUCUUCGUGACUGAUGCCAUUAUGGACGAUGCUUUUGCAAUAAAUCAAAAUGUCACAAAAUAAAAUAUUAGACUCUAAUCCUUAUGUUGUAACAUAUUAGUUUUAUGUACUUUUUCUUUCUUCCCCUUUUUCUUUUGUUUUUAAAUAAAUGUG
Molecule: messenger RNA, 7422 nt
Organism: Cuscuta europaea
Lineage: Eukaryota; Viridiplantae; Streptophyta; Magnoliopsida; Solanales; Convolvulaceae
Source: the annotation of a GenBank genome assembly